UAAUCCUACUCCCUUUUUGUCUUUUACAAGCGGUCUCCUUGCAACCCCCCCUGGUUUUGCGCAUGCCUCUUGGCGUCCCCUGUCGCUCCUACGCGAGCGCGCAUAGACCGGGCAGAGCGGCUUUGCCCGUCGUUGGCGCAGUGUAUUGUGGGAGUGAUUAAGGAAGUAAAAUGGCGGACCUGGCCAACGAAGAAAAGCCAGCCAUUGCACCUCCUGUCUUUGUAUUUCAGAAAGAUAAAGCACAGAAGAGAUCAGCAGAUGAGUCAAGUCCAGAAGAUGGGGAAGAAUCUGACCGAGAAGAUGGGGGUUACUGUCCUCCUGUAAAGCGGGAAAGAACGUCUUCAUUAACACAGUUCCCUUCUUCACAGACAGAGGAAAAGAGCUCUGGCUUUAGAUUGAAGCCACCCACUCUAAUCCACGGCCAGGCACCAAGUGCAGGAGUCCCAAGUCAAAAACCGAAGGAACAGCAGCGAAGUGUCUUGCGCCCAGCAGUAUUGCAAGCUCCCCAGCCAAAAGCUUUUUCACAAACAGUUCCAAGCAGUGGAACCAAUGGUGUAAGUAUCCCUCCAGAUCCUCUGGCUGCUACAUUUGAACCCACAACUAAUACCAUACCGAAAAGUCCCGAUUCAGAAGAAAUGGAGAACCCAUGUCAGAAAAAUAAACCCAACAAUGCUUCACACACUGAAAAAUGUGACAAAGAGCAGAACGCACAGCAAUCCUUUGUGUUUGGGCAAAACCUAAGAGACAGAGUGAAGCUAGGAGAUGAAGGGGAUGAAUCAGCUGAUGUGCAAAACACCUGGCUCCCAAGCUCUGAGAUGCCUUCUGCUACAAACUACUUCCUGCAGUAUAUCAGCUCCAGCAUAGAAAACUCUACACACAGUGUCGAUACUUCCAGCAACAAAUUUGUAUUUGGGCAGAAUAUGAGCGAAAGAGUACUGAGUCCACCCAAAUCAAAUGAGGUCAGCACAGACAGUAACAAGGAAAACACCACUGGUGACUCUGGCUCUGAAUCUUCAUCACAGGAAGCGACACCAGAAAAAGCCAAUAAUAUAUCAGAAUCGCUCGCUGAGUCCGCUGCAGCCUAUACAAAAGCAACAGCCAGGAAAUGUCUCCUGGAGAAGGUAGAAGUAAUCACAGGAGAGGAGGCUGAGAGUAAUGUGCUACAGAUUCAAUGCAAGUUGUUUGUCUUUGAUAAGAGCUCCCAGUCCUGGGUGGAAAGAGGCCGAGGGCUUCUGAGGCUGAAUGACAUGGCGUCUACAGAUGAUGGGACAUUGCAGUCACGGCUGGUAAUGAGAACACAAGGCAGUCUGCGGUUAAUCCUGAACACCAAACUCUGGGCUCAGAUGCAGAUUGAUAAAGCCAGUGAGAAAAGCAUCCGAAUCACCGCCAUGGACACCGAAGACCAAGGAGUCAAAGUAUUUCUUAUAUUGGCAAGCUCUAAAGACACAGGACAGUUGUAUGCAGCUUUGCACCAUCGGAUCCUGGCUUUGCGGAGUCGUGUAGAGCAAGAGCAAGAAGCCAAAAGUGCAGCACCAGUGCCGGAAGUGACACAGUCCAACGAGGAAGACAGCGACGACGAUGGUCUUGCCCCUUCGGGAUCACCUGGAAGUGGUCCCACCGAUGAAGUGGAUGGGCAAACAACCAGCAGUACAUAGCGGCCACGAUCCAGACCACUUGGAAGAGCAGCUGCCAGAAACCCCCUUCCACAGGGCCAAGAUUUGUGAGACUCAUGCCCCCGGCCAUCUCUUGCUCUGGACAGCAACAGAGGCUCUGAGAAUUUAAGAACUCUGCAUCCCUGUUCUGGGUUUUUUUUUUCUCUGUGUGUGUGUUGAAUUUUUUUCAGGGGGGCUGGAUCAGUUGAUUCCAUAUUAAACAAAAAAAAAAAAACACAGCAGACUUUGGACAAAACUGGCUGAAUGUGAUUUUGGGACAUUUAAUUGUUCAUCAUAUUGAUGAGCAGGGAGAAAAAGAGUACCAUUUCUCUCCUCCCCCUCCCUCUCCCAACUUGUGAUUCAUUGUAGGGGGCAGGUUCACCGAGACUUGCCGUAGCUUGCCUGUGGCACCUCUUUGUCUUGCCACACCCAUUCAUCCUCCGUCCCCCAACUCCAGUAGCUGAACGGCCUUUGCCACGGACCCUUCCGACACCGUCUCUUCUUGCCUAAAAAUCCCCAUCGCCCACUCUGCUUCUGGCCUCUCCCACCGUUCCAGAAGAAAAGUCGGAUUUCAACUGGAAGACCUUUUCUUUAUAAAAAUACUACUACUAAUAAUAAUAACAACAACAAUUUUUGGCCCCCUUGGAAGCUUUGCUGACAACAGUGUGGCUUGUCUGAGAGGCAUCUCUUUGGGGAUUUAAUUUUUUUUUUCCAUCCUGGAAGUUAAAAACAACACAAUAAGACUUUUGCUGAGUUUGUGGAUGGGGCGGAAACACUUUAAGCUCUGGAGUGGGAAAGGGGGUGUUUUUUUUUUUAAAUAAUUCUUGUUCUUUUGCUAACAACUUCCUCUGGUUAUCAUUAUUGUUGUCAUUUUGGGACUUCAAAUGUGGCGAUAACUUUUUUUUUUUUUUUUUUUAGAUUUUAAUAAGAUAUUCUUGUGUGUUGACCAAGCGGCCCCCUUCUGUUUUGUACUGUUAUGUUUCUGUUACUAUUUAAAGGAGAGUGAAGCCACUGUGUAAAUAGACAUCCCGACACAGGCACACACGUGUACAUAUAUAACAGGUAUUCAUAUACCAGGUUGUUUUUAAUCCUUUCAAAUAACCUUUUAUUUCCUUCUUGCCUUGCCAAGGUGCUUAACAGCUGAUUAGGAAACAGCUGCCUUGUUUUCCUGAAAACAGGAGGGCUGCUCUUCCGAUCUUGGCCAACUACUAAAAUAUAUAAAUAUAUAUAUAUAUAUAUAUAGGUAUUGCUUUGGGCACUUUCUCUUGGUCGGUAAGCAUCUUCAGUUUGUGCCUAAACUCACAUUACCUAAGUAUCAACCUGGGCUGCCACUGGCUCUGUGGGUUUGUUUGAUUGAGAUGUGUCCAGAGAGGGCCCUGCUGAAGUGGGAAAUCUCUUUGAAUAAGAUCGGCUAAAAAAGGACUGUUUCUGGCUUUAGCUGGAGUGUGAUUAUAAGUAAGUUGGGCUACGACAUCUUUGGGCAAAGACCAUAAAGACUUGGAAUGCUUUGGUGACUUCCUGUUGAGGACUCUGGAGUGGCACAUCUAUCAGAACAGGAGGUUUUCACCAGCUCCAUAGAAGAAUCGGUGGCCUUCUCCCACCCCCUCUUGGUCUUGAUGGGACCACUACUCGGUUGAACUCCCAAAUCUGAGCCAUUUGGAAUGAAGAUGGUGACACAACAGAGUCGGGACAAGGCACAGUCUGAUUCCGUCUGAGGUGGUUGAGAAGGAAAAAGGCGGCCUUCUUUUCAUCUUGUCAAAAAUGGGAGCCCAGAAACCAAGAAGAGAGUGGAAGCCUAUUUUUUUCAAUUCUGUCCACUGUGGAAAACAAGGAGGACAUUGUAAUAUGAAGUUGCUGAGUGACAGAAACAACUGGGAUGCCUAGGCAGGUUUUACACUCUGCCUCCUCAGCGUGAUGGAUGGAAAUUCUCAUCGGGUCUCAGAAGUCUGUCCUUGAGUCGUCCCGUCUUUCUCACUUUUGGAAGAGCUUCAGGCUGACAAAAGUUUCUUCUCACUCUCCCUUCCUGGGAGAGAAAGCAGAUGGCCAUGCAGGUGCGCAGCCUUCUCCAGAUUUAUUUUUUUUACCUUAACCUUUCUUCCUCUCCCUUUACGUUUCAGUUCUCAAAUGCACCAGAUAUGUAUAUACCAACCGCCUACUGAAUAACACUGAAGACUGAUAACGAUUGUAACUCUUGGGCAAUUGUGCUGCUUUGAGGGAGAAUAAUUUUCCACUUUGUGUUACGAAGACACUUCCCCCUCACCCUUUUAAGACAGUUAAUUAGAACAGUGGAUGCACAUCUGGUGUUUUUUUUUUUUUUUAAGUUACUUUGGCAUAACCGGAACGAAUGGGAUAGGAAUAGGGUAUAAUUUUAUUCGCCUUUGUUAAACAUCUGGAGCUAAGAGGAUCCUGCCAUUGGUAUGCAUGGGAUUGUGUGAAAGAGCUGGGUGGGUUUGUGUGUGUGACAUUUGAAGGAGGCACCCAACGUCGUCCAGGGUAAGAGGGCUGGCUGGUUUCUCUAGAAGCGUUAAUAUUGAAUGGAAUGUUUAAACAGUUACCCACAGAGUUCAUUUUUUAAAAAACAAAAAAUCUGGCAGCUAUUUAUGGACACAGUGGUUUGGAUUCGAGUGAUUUGCCGUGGCAAAAGAGAAGGAGAUUCUACGUUUCAUUCUAGGCCAGCCACAGGCUGUAUUCCUUGCACAGUGACUGUCUGGAAACGCAUUUUGGGCGCUUUCCUGAGAUGGAGAGUUGGCUGGGCCAGACACAGACUUUAUAAAUUUGUUUUCUUCUUCAAGCCGUUAGCCAAUUAGUGAUAAGUAAAAGAAAACAAACAAAAACAAAAACAACAACCAGACAACACCCAUGUGUUUUGGAAGAUUUCUGUACAAUUGUCAUAUCAGAUGUAUUUGGAAAUUACAUUAAAAAAACUUGUAACAAAAA
Molecule: messenger RNA, 4589 nt
Organism: Thamnophis elegans (Western terrestrial garter snake)
Lineage: Eukaryota; Metazoa; Chordata; Lepidosauria; Squamata; Natricidae
Gene: RANBP3
Product: RAN binding protein 3
Exons: 16
Coding region: 171-1655 (494 amino acids)
Biological process (GO): protein export from nucleus
Cellular component (GO): nuclear pore; cytoplasm
Molecular function (GO): GTPase activator activity
Source: RefSeq, a predicted model, not a curated record